CCUUUAAACUCAUUUAGAUCUCAAGUUUAAUCCAACUAAUUUUCAACUCACUUAUCCUUUCGAAUAGUCUUGUUGCCUAUAUUGCAUCGACGCCUAGUGAUUAUAUCGCCACUUAAACUAUACGUCUACUUGCGCAUCGAGCGAACAAGCCAUGCUGGACCCUCAAAACAAAAUAAAGCUAAGCAUUUAGGCAGCAGGAUGAUACAAAGCAAUUGAAAUUUCUCCUUCGUGUUCAGAUGCAAUAUCCAGCAGUUUCAUUGGGAGCGUAUUACAAUUGUCUUCUCUUUUUUUUCCUCUCUUUUUUUUAUCGUCAACCGGUUGGCUACCUGGGUCUAUACGGGUAUCUCUUGGCAGGCUCAUACUCCUAUGGCCACCUAAACACGCCAAUCCGAUAGUAAUCUAACCUUGACAAGAGAAUUACAACCCGUCCAAACAAUGGACAUUACCUACCGUGGUCAUACGUUCCAAUUAGGCCUAGAUGGAAAACCUGUUACUAGGUCUCCCUCUAGCGGGGCAAGAAGCUUUGAAAAUUUACCACCAGAGAUACAUCUUCUAAUCAGUCGACACCUCACGUAUCCCGAUGCCUUAUCUCUAAAACAUGCCAGCAGAUACUUCUACUGCCUUGUUGAUACCGGGCUUAAGCUCAAGGUGGAUUGGCUGAUCGAGCGUCGGAGCUUGCACUUGGAGUGUCCGAACGAUCGUCGCUGCGACCUAGGGAGCGACUUGAAGUUCUGCAGAGGUAGCGUCAGGUUACUCAUGCAGCGGCGUCGCGAACACGCAGAAUGCGAAUCUCGUCCCGGUUUAGGGUGCCUCGUAUAUGGGACGGCAAAAUGUGCACAUCGGCGCCAGCUGAAAUGGCGCAUCAAGCGAUGGCUCCGUUCCCGUCUUACUAUCGAACUCUGGUGGUGUCUAGUGCCUUUAGUUCCCGUUCUCUUGGGAUGCCUAUGGGUGGCAGAAUUCGCAAGAUGGCACGCCAAAGAAUAAGUUAUGUUUAGAGGUUUAGGCAUUAUAAUACUGAAAUGGCUAUUUAGCUAUCUUAUAUAAUUUCAAAGUCCGAUACAGAUAUUCUGUAUGUGGGAGUAAACACUAA
Messenger RNA from Daldinia vernicosa, 1090 nucleotides. RefSeq lists its product as uncharacterized. Gene Ontology annotation, molecular function: protein binding. The record is from RefSeq and is a predicted model, not a curated record. NCBI's taxonomy places the organism in Eukaryota, Fungi, Ascomycota, Sordariomycetes, Xylariales, Hypoxylaceae. The transcript has 2 exons. Bases 436 to 984 code for a protein of 182 amino acids.